GAAAACGAUUAAUAUUUAACAAAAACAAACACAUUUAAAGUUAUAAGAUGUCGGAGGAACCGCCAACCACCUCAGCCUUUGGCUUCAAGAAGCGCAACAUCAACAGAGGUGCGGCCAUGCGUCGCAAAAAGGAGAGCAGCAGCAGCAAUGAUUCAGCCAAGAGCAGCGAUGAGGAGACACAGAACAAGGCCAGUGCUCUUGUGCGGGCCGAGAACCGACGCAAACGAACAAAUCCCAACUUUCAGAGCACCAAGACGGUGGGCAAGGCGAAGCGAUUGGCGGGAGUCGCAACGGAGGCCACAUCCAGCGACGGCAAAUCCGAAGAUGAUGGACUGGGGGUGGCAUACAAAUCAAAACGUGAGGCGCUGCCCAGUGGCCCCCAGGAUCAGGGUGCCACUUCAGUCAACGAAAUGGACACGGAACUGGAUCGCGACGCUCAGGCGAUACAUGCUCGGGCCCUGAAGAUUAACGAGGAACUGGAGGGCAAGGCCGACGACAAGAUCUACCGUGGCAUCAACAACUAUGCCCAGUACUACAAGAAGCAGGACACGGCGGCGGGCAAUGCCAGCUCGGGAAUGGUGCGCAGCGGACCCAUACGGGCGCCGGCUCACCUCAGGGCCACCGUCCGCUGGGACUACCAGCCGGAUAUCUGCAAGGACUACAAGGAGACGGGCUACUGUGGCUUUGGCGACAGCUGCAAGUUCCUGCACGACCGUAGCGACUACAAGGCCGGCUGGCAGCUGGAGGCCGAUCACGAGGCGCAACGACGCGGCGACUGUGAAUCGGAUGGCGACGAUGGCAAGUACGAGAUACACGCGGACGAGGAAUCGCUCCCCUUCAAGUGCCACAUAUGUCGCCAGAGCUUUGUCAAUCCUGUGGUGACCAAAUGCAAACACUAUUUCUGUGAGAAGUGCGCUCUGGCGCAGUACAAAAAGUCGCAACGCUGCAUAAUUUGUUCGCAGCAGACGAAUGGCAUUUUUAAUCCAGCCAAAGAACUGAUAGAACGCCUCAAAGCGAAUCCCAUGGAAUCUGGCGAUAGCGAGGACGAAGCUGCAGCAGGAGAAGAACACCACCAGCAGGCGGAUGAGAAAACUCAGGAGAUUUCCUCUGAAGAUAGCGAUUAAGAAUAAUGUAAUUUAUAUAAAAAUCAGGUUCCAAUUCAAA
Drosophila persimilis is the source of this 1164-nucleotide messenger RNA. RefSeq names its product E3 ubiquitin-protein ligase RNF113A (gene mdlc). The record is from RefSeq and is a predicted model, not a curated record. Gene Ontology annotation, molecular function: metal ion binding. Gene Ontology annotation, biological process: snoRNA splicing. The transcript has 3 exons. Gene Ontology annotation, cellular component: U2-type spliceosomal complex. Lineage: Eukaryota; Metazoa; Arthropoda; Insecta; Diptera; Drosophilidae. The coding region runs from base 48 to 1124 and encodes 358 amino acids.